Molecule: messenger RNA, 1943 nt
Organism: Perkinsus marinus ATCC 50983
Lineage: Eukaryota; Perkinsozoa; Perkinsida; Perkinsidae
Exons: 13
Coding region: 1-1899 (632 amino acids)
Molecular function (GO): RNA binding
Source: RefSeq, a predicted model, not a curated record
AUGCCGCUACAGGAUGCUCCAAUGGAGCGGCAGGGAGGGAUGGACAGCACCCAGGCGGAAGAUCUCUCUGAUGACAGCGACUUGGUGGUGAAUACGGCUGAUGUCGCUCGGAAGUUGGCGCCCAGUCGAGGGGUUUCGAAUAAUACGGUUAAACCGAGCGAAAUAUUGGGCAAUUUGGGGAAGACCAAACCGCCCACUCCGCAGGCCCCAACCUCCUCUGUCUCCCUCGAGGACCUUCUCACGGCCACACCAGGGAAAGCGGCGGCGACGGUGGACCCUCGUGGGGAUGCACUUGGUGGAAUAAAGAAGGAAUGGGUAUCGGGCGUAUUCAAGUGGAUUGCCAAGUUGGACGGUUUGUGGUAUAUGCGAGGGAACGCCACUACUGUCAUCAAGUACCGCUUCAAACCGGUGGAUGCAUUAGCAGACGAUAGAGGAAGAUUUAUGGCGGUUCAAAUAGAGGAUAGCCCAGCGAAUGUUGGCUACUUGAUACUGAAAGAGCCUGAGUCUCGGCACAUGAAUAACUACUUCUAUACGGACUUGGUGUCAUUGGAGGAUCUCCGACCUGCUGUGAAGGAGAAGGGUGUACUAUGGCAGCUCACUGAAGGAUGCUUCAACUCCAACUUUGACACACUGACAUUCAUCCGACCAUCUGAUGAUCCCAAAAUUGUUGCUAUCUUAUUUUCAAUCUUGCAGAGUGGAGGGACUCAGUGGCUCGUAUUUGACCGACAGCCCCGGAAGAAAAACGAUACACCCGAUAGCAGGGAAAGUCGUCGGUCUUCUCAACAACAACAACACGUUGUUACCCCUGAGGCCCCUCAUAGUGGCCGACAUGAAGACGGUGGAGGCGAUUACUAUGGGCACUGGACAGAUUGGAAAAAGAGUGACGGUGCGUGGCAAUGGGAUGACUAUAACAAGUCGUAUGAAGGAGAAGGGAAGUGGAGGAACCAUCAGAAAGGAUGGGGACAGGAGUGGAAAAAGGAGGAGACUCGCUCUAAGGGCGUUGUGGAUUGGAAUAGGGUAGAGUACCAUCCUGACUGGCGGAGAUUCACCGGGGAGUGGUAUGGUUUCAAGCAGUAUGGGGAAGCGCCUCGGCCGUCGUUCAAGUCAUACGAACUCCCGGGCCCUCACAAGGAUGACCAUUUGAUCGACAUGGCGACGAUACUAUUCGUAUACGGCUUUCCGCGUAGCUACAGCGAAGACGACCUGAAGGAAGCAUUCUCGAAAUUCGGCGAAGUGCAGGAGGCUAAGGUGAAGAGAAAAUGGGGUCAUCGAGGGUAUGGAGCUGGAUAUGGGUGGAUAAGAUACGCCAAUCGCGAUGAGUGUGAACGAUGUGUCGCGGCAACCAAGAAUAAAAUGACUUUUCAGGGUAUGAACUAUCCAGCUAAGAUUCGACCAGCGAUGGAUAAGGACUUCCAUCUCGAAUAUAGAGACAAGUUGUAUCCCGAGGAUAUGGCCAGAAGAACGGGGUAUUGGUUGAAGGUGCUGAAAAAUAUCGAGUGCAUCCCAAAGAAUUACGAUAAAGGAUUCGAACUGCGAGUUUUCGGGAGGGUCGUGCUUCAAUUCGACAUCGGAGCUCGGAAGGCGACUCUGUAUGAUGCCGCAGUCAGCAAGCACGUGGCGAUAUUUGUCAUGAACUUGUUCUUGGAGAACGUCGUGGAUUGUCGAAUCGAUAAUUACCACGCGGUUGGCGAGUCAGACGAGAAUUAUCAAGUGUAUAAAAAUUUCUCUCGUCGUGGGGCAACUGACAGCGAACCUUACGAGUCGGGGAUGGAGUUGGAUUUGAGGCCGUGCAAGAAUGCUGAUUUGGAUUCAGCUUCCAGACUUACCGAAGUGCUAAAGACAUAUAUAUUGAUCAAACAGCAUAAAAUUGAGAAUCGAGAUGAUGGUUGGCUCGUGUGACUGCCGUUGUGUCGGUGUUGGAUUUAUGAUUCAUUUGAAACUAU